Molecule: messenger RNA, 2475 nt
Organism: Vigna angularis (adzuki bean)
Lineage: Eukaryota; Viridiplantae; Streptophyta; Magnoliopsida; Fabales; Fabaceae
Product: cation/H(+) antiporter 15
Exons: 3
Coding region: 1-2475 (824 amino acids)
Biological process (GO): regulation of pH; proton transmembrane transport
Cellular component (GO): endomembrane system; membrane
Molecular function (GO): antiporter activity
Source: RefSeq, a predicted model, not a curated record
AUGGAAGAAGCAACCAAUAAAUCGGAUGACUACAUAGUAUGUUAUGCACCUACCAUGAUAACAACAAAUGGGGUGUGGCAAGGAGACAACCCUUUGGAUUAUUCUCUCCCUCUUUUCAUCUUGCAAUUGACUUUAGUUGUGAUUGCCACCCGCUUAUUUGUGUUCAUACUCAAACCUUUUCGCCAGCCACGCGUAAUUGCUGAAGUCUUGGGUGGAGUAGUAUUGGGUCCUUCGGUGCUUGGACAAAACGAAACAUUUGCCAAUGCAGUGUUUCCUCUAAGAAGUGUUAUGGUGAUUGAAACAAUGGCAAAUAUUGGUCUCCUCUAUUUUCUGUUCUUGGUAGGGGUGGAAAUGGACAUAACAGUGAUGCGAAGCGUGGGUAGAAAAGCUGUGGCUUCGGCAAUGGCUGGCAUGAUUUUACCUUUCCUCGUUGGAGUGGCCUUCUCCUACCUUUUGGCCAAAAAAACUGAUACCCAUAUAAACCAAGGCACAUACAUCCUAUUCCUUGGCGUUGCUCUCUCUGUCACUGCAUUUCCUGUCCUUGCUAGGAUCCUGGCUGAGCUUAAACUCGUUAACACAGAGUUGGGGAAGCUUGCUCUUUCAGCUGCACUCAUCAAUGACGUGUGUGCUUGGGUUCUGUUAGCUUUGGCCAUUGCACUAGCUGAGAACAAUGCAGCUUCAUUGGCUUCUCUCUGGGUUCUACUCUCUGGUGCUGCAUUUGUGGCAUUUUGUGUUUUUGCUGUUCGACCAGCAGUUGAAUGGCUGAUUAGGAAAACCCCUGAAGGAGAAACUUUCAGUGAGUUUUAUAUAUCUCUUAUUCUAGCUGGGGUCAUGGUCUCAGGCUUCAUCACUGAUGCAAUUGGAACUCAUUCUGUUUUUGGAGCUUUUGUGUUUGGUUUGGUAAUCCCAAAUGGACCACUCAGUUUUACUCUUGUGGAAAAGCUUGAGGACUUUGUUUCCGGACUUCUGCUACCUCUCUUUUUUGCCAUAAGUGGGCUAAAAACCAACCUAGCACUCAUUAAUGGCUCAUACACCUGGGCGAUUCUUAUUCUAGUCAUUUUUCUGGCCUGCAUUGGCAAAGUUCUUGGCACCCUAUUGAUUGCACUGCUUUAUCAAAUGCCAAUACGUGAAGGAGCUGCCCUUGGUUUACUCAUGAACACAAAAGGUCUCGUUGAAAUGGUCGUGCUUAAUGUUGGGAAGGACCAGAAGGUUUUUGAUGAAGAAUCAUUUGCAGUUAUGGUCGUUAUAACAGUAAUAAUGACUGCCAUUAUUGUACCUGCCAUAUCAAUCAUUUAUAGGCCCUCAAGAAGCAGCAUAUAUUACAAAAGAAGAACAAUUGAGAUAUCAAAAUCAAAUACUGAGUUCAGACUCCUAGUGUGCAUCCAUACCCCUCGAAACGUUCCAACAAUGAUAAACCUUCUUGAAGCCUCUAACCCAUCAAAGAACUCCCCAAUAUGUGCCUAUGUGCUCCAUCUGGUGGAACUCAGUGGUCGAACAUCAGCCAUGCUCAUUGUCCACAACACAGCAAAACAAGACCUCCCUGCCCUUAACAGAACCGAAGCUCAAUCUGACCACAUAAUCAAAGCCUUUGAAAACUACGAGCAGCAUGCUUCAUUCAUCGCAGUUCAGCCCUUGACAGCCAUCUCUCCCUAUUCCACCAUGCAUGAAGACAUAUGCAAUUUGGCAGCAGACAAACGUGUGGCCCUCAUCAUUGUUCCUUUUCAUAAACAACAAACAGUCGAUGGUGGCAUGGAAGCUACAAACAUGGCCUAUAGAGCCAUCAACCAGAAUGUACUAGCAAAUGCACCUUGCUCAGUAGGAAUUCUAGUAGAUAGAGGCUUAAGUGGCUCUAAUCGUUUGGCUGGAAAUCAAGUAUCUCAUCACAUAGCAGUAUUGUUUUUCGGAGGCCCAGAUGAUAGAGAGGCAUUGUGCUAUGGAUGGAGAAUGAUGGAACAUCCAGGGAUUAGCCUCACCAUAAUGCGUUUUCUCCCAGGUGAACAGGCAGAGCCGUCCUGCCCACAACAAGACAGCAAUAAUAUGGAUGGACCAAGGAUGCUGACAGUGCAAACAGAUAGGGAUAUACAGAAGAAACUUGAUGAAAAACUUCUAGAAGAAUUUAGGAUGUCAUGUGGGAGUGAAGAUGCAGUUGAUUAUGUUGAGAAGGUAGUUAACAAUGGGGAAGACACAGUGGCUGCAAUAAGGAGCAUGGAUGAUGUUCAUGAUCUUUUCGUUGUUGGGAGAGGUCAAGGGAUGAUAUCACCUCUCACUGCAGGACUCACUGAUUGGAGUGAAUGUCCUGAAAUGGGGGCCAUUGGAGAUUUGCUAGCAUCUUCAGAUUUUGCUGCCACUGCUUCAGUUUUGGUGGUGCAACAAUAUGUUGGGCAAGUAUAUCCAGGAACGGAAACACCUAAUGGUGAUGAUUAUAUCGAUUUUAGCCAUUGUUCUACAUCACCUGCAGCUAAAGUAUACAGUUAG